This is a messenger RNA of Actinia tenebrosa (Australian red waratah sea anemone), 2028 nucleotides long. RefSeq lists its product as uncharacterized. NCBI's taxonomy places the organism in Eukaryota, Metazoa, Cnidaria, Anthozoa, Actiniaria, Actiniidae. The record is from RefSeq and is a predicted model, not a curated record.
UGAAUGAUUUUUUGAUGCGUAGUAACGUUUUCGGAGCCUGUAUUUCAGUGAAAUCGAUUUAAAGAUCAAGCAGUUCGCACACAUUUUUUUCGCAGGAAAAGACUACAGUGAUAGAAAGCAGAAAAACUCAAAAUUUCGUCGACAUUAUAAAAAAUUCUCUCUCAAUACUCGAGAGAAUGGCGUCCAUGAGGAAUGAAAACGAAACAUCAUCUCUCGAUAUCCGUAAAAAUGAAAGUCCUCAACUCCAUGAAAACAACUCUGGUGAAGUAGGUAUCUUAUGCAUCCAAAUAAAUGCCGAAGCCACGCAAGUUGGUAAAGAGAAUUCCAUUAUUGAACUACAACAAGUUGUGCAGAAAGCAGAUGGGGAAGCUGUGUACGACACGAGGCAGACAUCCCUUUCACUUUCACUUCCCCCUCGGGAAAAGAAAAGACGAAACAGUUUUUUUAAAGAAGUGAAUGACGAGAGUGACGACAGUGACGAGGAGCAGAGAGGAUCCGAGGCAAGGAGGAGAAAGGGUAAAGCAAAAUAUCGCCAUAAAAAGAGAAAUAGAGAUGCAGCAAUGACUGAAAAAACAGUUCAUCAAAGCCUUGGACCAGUUACCCUCUCAGCUUCCGACCGCCAGUACUUCCGCAUGUCAGAUGACAUCAUGAUACAGCUUCAGGCAGUGCGUGACGAGGGACAAUGGAAGACGUUUGAUGAGGUGGCUGUCACGCUAUAUCAAAAGUAUCCAAAUCACGAAGCUCAAAUCAUGAUCCUGAUUGAAAAAGGCCAAGCAGCUUGUUACAGUAACCGUUUUGCAGACUCCAAAAAGCUGUUGAAGGAAGCUAAAAGCAUGGCUAUUGCUAUUGACACGACAAACGCUUCGUUGCUCAUAGGUAGAAUACAUUACUACCUAUCAGCCGUGUAUCGCAGAGAGAAAAAAACAGGCAAGGCAAUUGAUUGUGUUCAGCUUGCUUGUCAGAACCUACAUCACACGGGUUUGGUCCUCGACACGGCUAUGUUGACAUACGAAAAAGCAAGUGCGUUAAUGGACUUCCUCUUGCUGUGUGUCGACCCCAAAUCAACUUGUCUGGACACUGUAAUGUCAGAUUUGCGAAGAGCCAUUGACCAGAUAUUGGCGCUGAAAGAAGACUCCAGUAGUAAACGGUACUUGAAGACCCACCGCUAUGCGUUCAUUAAGAUGGCUAUGCUGCUACUUGAUUGUCGAACAUCAACUGGGCGUCAAAGAACUGUUAGCAAAGAAAAUAUCAAGGAAGCCAAGAAAUAUCUAGAUGUCAUAAGAGAACGUUACUGGCAGGAGACAACACGCGGGGAAAAGAUUCAAUUUUUUCUUGCACAAUCAGACUUACAUUAUCGUAUGGAACUUUAUGAAGAAGCCGAGGAAUAUGCCUUGGAAGCUCUGAGUAUGGCCGAAAAAUUUGGGUUCAAUACAGAAAUCCAGCUCGUAAAUGAUAGACGUAAAGAUAUCAGACAUGCUUCUGCUACAACCAAGGAUGGUGGUUCCCAUAGCAAUUCAAAACCUGACGACUGCUUGGAUGAUAACCAUGACAACAGCGCUGGUAGCCAUGGUAACAAUGCACUUGUGGAUUGUGUUAAUGGAAAGACCCAUAGCAACAUGUCAUCCAAAUCUAACGUCUGUGGUGGUGGUAACCACGACAACACCAUGAAUGACAUCUCUGCUAAUGGUGAUCGUGACCAUGGCAACACCGCAUCUGACGUCUGCACCGAUGACAGCGAAAGUAAAACAGAUCUUGGGUCUAGCGAGGGGCAUUUUGGUGAUGUAAAUGCUGCUACUGAGGAAUCUGAUGAUUGGUCGGAUUCACCUUCGUUUCUCUGAUCGCCCAAAAAAAAGUCAAAUAAUAAUAAACUUUAUUCAAACACAGAAUUCAGAAUUUUGAAGAAACUUAUUUACACUGAAGCUGUGUAUAAAAUGAAUCAUGAUACAUGUAUUGAUAAAAUCAAAUAUUUUAAAUAUAUGUCAGUAAUAUAUGCUAAAAUUGAGAUCUAUAAAAAUACAAAUAAUAAAA